AUGAGGAGGAAAUUGGAGAAGGACGACGGCGUCGAGGACGGCGUCGUAGUCGACGCAAACAAUGUCCAGGAGCCUUCCGAUCUGCGAGGUGACGAGAAGAACAUCGCGAUACUGUUCUUCUUAUACCUGCUGCAAGGGAUCCCCUUGGGUCUGUGCGGCUCGAUUCCUAUGCUGUUGCAGAAUAGAGGAGUUUCUUAUCGGCAGCAGGCUGAAUUUAGUUUUGUGCAAUGGCCAUUCUCAUUGAAGCUCUUUUGGGCGCCUAUAGUAGACUCCAUUUUCUCCCAAAGAUUUGGAAGGAGAAAAACUUGGUUGAUCCCAACCCAAUAUCUGAUGGGUAUGUUUAUGCUCCUUCUGUCGAAUUAUGUGGAUCAUUGGUUGGGUAAGGAGCACGAGAAGCCGAACAUCGAAAUGCUGACCGCAUUAUUUUUCGCUUUGAACGUGCUCGCCGCGACUCAGGAUAUCGUGGUGGACGGUUGGGCACUCACGAUGCUUAAAAGGUGCAACGUCGGCUACGCAUCCACUUGUAACAGCGUCGGCCAGACAGCAGGUUAUUUCAUCGGCUACGUCUUAUUUAUUUCCUUGGAAUCCGCCGAGUUUUGUAAUAAUUACUUGAGAUCGACCCCCUCGGACGAAGGCAUCCUUACAUUGCCCGGAUUUCUAUAUUUCUGGGGCUGGACGUUCGUCGUCACGACGACUUUCAUAGCGUUAUUCAAGCAUGAAAGCAAAGGUAAGGUCUCCAGGGGAGAGAACCUGAAUAUGGACAUCAGGCACGCAUACAAGCUACUGUGGGAUAUCGUAAAAUUGCCGGCUAUAAAGACUACGAUUAUAUUCCUGUUGACGGCAAAGAUCGGGUUUUCGGCGUGCGACGCAGUGACCGGUCUAAAACUCAUAGAAGCUGGCAUACCGAAGGAGAAAUUCGCAUUUAUGGCGGUACCCAUGAUACCACUGCAAAUCAUCUUGCCGUUAGUGAUCUCCAAGUACACCGCUGGGCCGAGGCCUAUGGAUGUUUACAUGAAAGCCAUGCCUUAUAGGCUGGCGUUUGGCGUGAUAGCCGCGCUCCUGGUGUGGGUUACGCCGCUCGUUGUGGCCAACGGAUACGUUCCUGCGUAUUACUUUGUUGUGCUGAUAGGUAUCUACUUCAUACAUCAGAUAUCCGCGAGUAGCAUGUUCGUGGCAUCGAUGGCUUUCUUUGCGAAAGUGAGCGACCCGGCAGUCGGUGGCACCUACAUGACGUUGCUUAAUACUUUAUGCAAUCUCGGCGGAAAUUGGCCUGCGACAGCUGCGCUUUGGUUCGUCGAUCCCUUGACAUUUAGGCAAUGCAGCACCGACUAUACAAACGACUGUAGCACAAUGACAGAGAAAGAGCUCUGUGCGAAUACCGACAAUGGCACUUGCGUGAUGCAGCUCGAUGGUUAUUACAUAGAAAGUAUUCUCUGCUUAAUUAUCGGUUUCUCCUGGCUCAGGUGGGGCCGCAGAAAAAUUAAUUCGUUACAGGCUGAGCCGAUGUCCGCGUGGAAAAUUGUACUUACCCGUAACAACAGGUAACAUAUCAACCGUUGUUACGAAUCCGCUAAUAUCCGGUACCUGUAACGAUUUUUCUUCGACGAGUUGAUGAUGCGUAUGUAUCUGCCGUAUGUGGGAUGCAUCGUUUCCUGCACGUUUAACCAAGUGUUCCAGUUUUACGAGUCGGGCACAGGGCGGAGCUGAGUCAAUGAACGAUUCAUUCGCCUUGGAAAGUACAAUAUGUUAUUACGGAAUAUGUACAGUACAGAGAGAGCCCACGAGCGAUCGUGAUAUAACGUUAAAAAUAAUAAAAGAGAAAUGAAUAUAAAAAAAAGUACGGAUCUCUGAUCUGAUGGUUCGCAUCUUGUUUCGUUCAAUUUGGACAUAAAAUUUUAGUGAUAAUGAAAUACAUUCAGUGUACAGUGUGCAUAUACAUAUAUACAUAUAUAUAUACAUACAUAUAUAUAUAUAUUUAUUUAUUUAUUUGCCAACAAAUUGAGUAAUGAAAAUUUUUUCCCAAAAAUAUUUGAUUACGAAAGAUUUGGAGUAUAUUAUUUUUUUACAGAGCGUUAUUAAGUAUCAUUUAGAUGAAGCUUGAAUUUACGAUCCGUCAUCAUUACACGAAGGUUAGUGUGUUAUUGUUAUUAUAUAAUAAUUUAAAUAAAUUAUGAUUUCGCACACAUGAUAUUAUACUUUGCGAAUAUUUCAUAGACAUUUUUUAAAGAAUCGAUAAACACAUGAUAUGUGCGAUACGUGUUUACAGUUUGUAUUGUAUAUGUAUCUGAAAAUACGAAUUUUGUGCAUAAACGAAGACAAACGAUUAACAUAGAAUACUAAUAAAAUUUUUUUAUACAAAAGG
This is a messenger RNA of Odontomachus brunneus, 2362 nucleotides long. Its product is annotated as acetyl-coenzyme A transporter 1. Lineage: Eukaryota; Metazoa; Arthropoda; Insecta; Hymenoptera; Formicidae. Gene Ontology annotation, cellular component: membrane. The transcript is spliced from 8 exons. Bases 1 to 1545 code for a protein of 514 amino acids. The record is from RefSeq and is a predicted model, not a curated record. Gene Ontology annotation, molecular function: acetyl-CoA transmembrane transporter activity.